Messenger RNA from Penicillium alfredii, 1707 nucleotides. RefSeq lists its product as uncharacterized. Lineage: Eukaryota; Fungi; Ascomycota; Eurotiomycetes; Eurotiales; Aspergillaceae. The transcript has 3 exons. The record is from RefSeq and is a predicted model, not a curated record. The coding region runs from base 1 to 1707 and encodes 568 amino acids. Gene Ontology annotation, cellular component: glucosidase II complex. Gene Ontology annotation, biological process: N-glycan processing.
AUGAGACUUCCUCAGUCGCUUUUUCUGCUGGCCGUGGCCGGGUCGACGGCCCAUGCCAGUGACAAGCCUACACGUCCUCGCGGUGUUGCUCCGGAAUUUUCCAAGUUCUACCAGGACUCGGCGGCGUUCACUUGCAUCUCGCAUCCCGCCAUCCAGAUCCCGUUCUCUUCUGUCAACGAUGAUUUCUGCGACUGCCCUGACGGCAGCGACGAGCCUGGCACGUCGGCCUGCUCACAUCUCUCGCGCAACUCGCCGCUGACGGUGGCGGACCGACCGGGGAACGAUGACUUGGAGCUGACGCUGGCGCUGCCCGGGUUCUACUGUAAGAACAAGGGCCACCGGCCAUCGUACAUUCCGUUCCAGCGUAUCAACGAUGGCAUCUGCGACUACGAGCAGUGCUGCGACGGCAGUGAUGAGUGGGCCCGCGUCGGGGGGACCAAGUGCGAGGACCGCUGUAGGGAGAUCGGCAAGCGGUGGCGGAAGGAGGAGGAGCAGCGCCAGAAGUCCAUGACGGCGGCCCUGAAACAGAAGAAGGCGCUCCUUGUCGAUGCUGGGCGUCAGCAGAAGGAGGUCGAGGACCAUAUCGUCCGGCUAGAGGCGGAGAUCAAGGGUGCCGAGGUCAAGGUGCAGAACCUCGAGGCUGAUCUGAAGGCGGCCCAGGAGCAGGAGCGCAAGCUCGUUCGGACGAAGCCGGGUAAGGGCCAGGGCAAGAUCCAUGCUCUGGCCGGCUUGGCCAAGGGUCGUGUGGACGAGCUGCGCAAUGCGUUGGUGGAUGUUCGCCGCCAGAGAGACGAAACCCGUGAGCGGGUUAAGGAGCUCGAGGACAUCCUGUCCACGUUCAAGACUGAAUACAAUCCCAACUUCAACGACGAGGGUGUCAAGCGGGCGGUGCGCAGCUGGGAAGAUUAUGCUGCUCGCGACCUGAGUAGUGGGGAUGCGAACAGUGCUGAAGACCACGACCUGGACGAGAUUUCCAAGGCUGAUAGUGAGAGCUCCGGCGUCCAUUGGGAGCACUGGGAGAAUGAGGACGAUGGCUGCGGUGACUCGAAUAUUCUCUACAAGCUGGCCGCUUAUCUUCCGCCAUUUAUUGUCAACUUCAUCGAAGACAAGGUGAUCUUUUGGAGGACAUUGUUCGAGGAGCAUGGUAUUCACCCUAAGCCCAAUGAAGAUCCUUCCUCAGAAUCCAAAGCUGUGACCGAGGCACGCGAUGCACUCAAGUCUGCUGAGGACUCCCUCAAUGAUCUCAAAAACAAGAUCCGGGACCACCAGGCCGAUCUUGAAACUGACUAUGGCACCGCAUCUAUUUUCCGUGCUCUCAAGGGGCAGUGCAUUUCCAAGGACUCGGGCGAGUAUACGUACGAGCACUGCUUCCUGGACCAAACGAAGCAGGUUCAGAAGAAGGGCAGCUCGUCCAUGAACAUGGGCAGGUUCCGCUCCAUCGGAACCAAAAGCGUUGAAGAGAUCAACGAGGCGGGUGAAGUCAUUUCCGUCGAUAAGACCACCCUGGAAUACACCAACGGUCAGUCCUGCUGGAACGGCCCGAACCGGUCGACUACUGUCAUUCUGGAGUGCGGUGAGCAGAACGAGAUUCUCAAGACGGCGGAGGAUGAAAAGUGCGUGUACUCGAUGAUCGUGACGACGCCGGCUGUCUGCCCGGGAGGCGAGCAGGCAGGUGAUACUGCUCCUCGCGCCAAGGACGAACUGUGA